AUGGCAGCAACUUCUUACGAUCCCAAUCGCAUAACCAUAACUAUCCUCGGCGACGGUGGCGUUGGCAAAUCCGCUUUAACUCUCCGCCUUGUAAAAUCUCAAUGGACAUCUGAUUACGACCCUACCAUUGAAGAUUCCUAUACCCUCACCCGACGCAUCGAUGGGCAAACAUAUCAUCUUUCCAUAACAGACACCGCAGGCCAAGAAGAAUAUCGCGGGAUGUGGCAAAGUGCCAAUGGGAGUAUGAGAAGUGAUGCCUUCUUAUUGGUAUAUGAUAUUACGCGACGAGAAAGUUUGGAUGCGCUGGAUUGGUUCGAAGAAUUAGUUACUAUGGAGGGAGAAGUUCGGGGCGAAGAAUGGAGAAGAGCGCAGGCCGAAUCUUCUCCUUCGAAAUCUCGUUCAAGAACAAAAAAAAUUCAGAGCUCAAAUGCAAAGUCAAUACAAGGGGGAGGAUUCGAUUAUGGAUAUACGCCUCCGAUUAAAAUCAUUGCGGGAAAUAAAUGCGAUCUGCAAGAAUCGCGCGAGGUGACGGCUUCGCAGGGUUUGGAAUGGGCUAGGGCAAGAAAUUGUGGGUUUAUGGAAACAAGCGCGAGGAGUAUUGUUAAUAUCGAGGAAACUUUCGCGUUGAUUGUUAGACGGGUUGUAGAGGGUAGGAAGAGGGCUUUGAUGGAUAGAAGGGAAAUUGGAGAUGAGAUAUCGGGGGUGCAUAUGGAUGGGGCGCAAGGCGAUGAAAUGAAUGGGGAAAGGGAGAAGUUGGGGACUAGGAGAGCGAUGACGAAACCAUUGACGCCUUUACCGCCGGGAACUCCAAGCGGAGAAUAUGAAAAGAGAGGGAAUAGAAAUGGGAGAGGAAUUAGCAAGGGAAAAUUGAGGGAGAUAGGAAGGAAGUUCGCAUGCUGGAGAUAG
Botrytis byssoidea is the source of this 906-nucleotide messenger RNA. RefSeq lists its product as uncharacterized. The coding region runs from base 1 to 906 and encodes 301 amino acids. Gene Ontology annotation, molecular function: GDP binding; GTP binding; GTPase activity. The record is from RefSeq and is a predicted model, not a curated record. Gene Ontology annotation, cellular component: plasma membrane. Gene Ontology annotation, biological process: signal transduction. NCBI's taxonomy places the organism in Eukaryota, Fungi, Ascomycota, Leotiomycetes, Helotiales, Sclerotiniaceae. The transcript has a single exon.